GCACCUGCGCAGUAGCGGAAGCUCCGGCUGUGCUCUUCCCGCCAAUUCUUGUGGGAGUCCCGCCGGGUUCGAGCUGCGCGCUCCAUGGAGGCGUUUGACCCUACCGAGCUGCCCGAGCUGCUGAAACUUUAUUACCGGAGGCUCUUUCCCUACGCUCAGUACUAUCGCUGGCUCAACUACGGCGGAGUGGUAAAGAAUUACUUUCAACACCGUGAAUUUUCAUUCACACUGAAAGAUGAUAUUUACAUUCGCUACCAGUCCUUCAACAACCAGAGUGAUCUGGAAAAGGAGGUGCAGAAAAUGAAUCCGUACAAGAUUGAUAUAGGCGCAGUAUAUUCCCACAGACCCAAUCAACACAAUGCAGUGAAGCUAGGAGCUUUCCAGGCUCAGGAAAAAGAAAUGGUGUUUGACAUUGACAUGACAGACUAUGACGAUGUGAGGAGAUGUUGUAGUUCUGCAGACAUAUGUUCUAAGUGCUGGACCCUCAUGACAAUGGCCAUACACAUCAUCGACAGAGCAUUGAAGGAGGACUUUGGAUUUAAGCAUCGUCUCUGGGUGUAUUCUGGAAGGAGAGGCGUUCAUUGUUGGGUCUGUGAUGAAUCAGUUAGAAAAUUGUCCUCUGCAGUACGUUCUGGAAUAGUUGAGUAUUUGAGUCUUGUAAAGGGUGGUCAGGACGUUAAAAAGAAAGUUCACCUAAAUGAAAAAAUUCACCCUUUUGUCAGAAAAUCUAUAAACAUAAUAAAAAAAUACUUUGAAGAAUAUGCCUUGGUUAAUCAAGAUAUUCUUGAAAAUAAAGAAAGCUGGGAUAAGAUUUUAGCCCUUGUUCCUGAAACAAUUCAUGAUGAACUUCAACAAAGCUUCCAAAAGUCUCACAGUUCACUUCAGCGCUGGGAGCAUUUGAAGAAAACAAUCAGCAAACACCAGAAUAACACCAAAAAUGACAAAUAUGGACCUUGGCUGGAGUGGGAGAUUAUGCUCCAGUACUGCUUUCCACGGCUGGAUGUGAAUGUCAGCAAAGGCAUCAAUCAUUUACUGAAGAGCCCUUUUAGUGUUCAUCCUAAAACAGGUCGCAUUUGUGUGCCUAUUGAUUUGCAGAAAAUAGAUCAGUUUGAUCCGAUUACUGUUCCAACCAUAAGCUUCAUCUGCCAUGAAUUGGAUGCCUUUUCCACUAAAGAAGAGGAAAAAGAGGAGAAUGAAGCUGAAUCUGAUAUCAAACAUAGAACCAGAGAUUAUAAGAAGACCAGUCUAGCACCUUAUGUGAAAGUUUUUGAACAGUUUCUUGAAAACCUGGAUAAAUCUCGAAAAGGAGAACUUCUCAAGAAGAGUGAUUUACAGAAAGAUUUCUGAAAAUAGCUCCCUUCAAGCCAACAUGGAUAUCUUCUACCUUCAAUCAAGGAUAACAUACCUCAAGAGCCAUUAAUAAAUGUGACAGA
Molecule: messenger RNA, 1433 nt
Organism: Carlito syrichta (Philippine tarsier)
Lineage: Eukaryota; Metazoa; Chordata; Mammalia; Primates; Tarsiidae
Gene: PRIM1
Product: primase (DNA) subunit 1
Exons: 13
Coding region: 85-1347 (420 amino acids)
Biological process (GO): DNA replication, synthesis of primer
Cellular component (GO): alpha DNA polymerase:primase complex
Source: RefSeq, a predicted model, not a curated record